Messenger RNA from Pangasianodon hypophthalmus (striped catfish), 6409 nucleotides. It is a transcript of the gene stxbp1b, whose product is annotated as syntaxin binding protein 1b. Gene Ontology annotation, molecular function: syntaxin binding. The record is from RefSeq and is a predicted model, not a curated record. NCBI's taxonomy places the organism in Eukaryota, Metazoa, Chordata, Actinopteri, Siluriformes, Pangasiidae. The transcript has 20 exons. Gene Ontology annotation, biological process: vesicle-mediated transport; intracellular protein transport; neurotransmitter secretion. Gene Ontology annotation, cellular component: plasma membrane; secretory granule. The coding region runs from base 2110 to 4116 and encodes 668 amino acids.
AUAACCAUUGUUCCCAAAGACCAAUAACCGAUUAGCAUUGUUCCCAACAACCAAUCACUGAUUAGUAUAGUUCAACAACCUAUCCUCGAUCACCACCGUUCCCAAUGAUCAAUCACUUCUCACCAUUGUUCAAACACUGAUAAGAAAUGUUUGUCCCACCAACGCACUUCUUAGAUCUUUGUUUUAAUCUCUCUUGGUGAUAUUUACAAGUAAUAAAAGCAAGUUAUUGUUUCCUUUGUGUCUAUGUCCCAACUCCUCACUGCCACUGAUUCUUGUCGCUUUUCUUGACAGGAAUUACAGUAGUAUGGUGCCAUGACUAAAGACGCCUUGAAACGUCUUCAGAAAAUCUUCAUGUAAUAUGUUUUGAUAUGCAACUGAACAUGACAAUUCAGUGAAUAUGGAAAUUAGUGGAUGAUGUCAUCUAGUGAAUUCUAGUGACUUUUUUGAGCAUGAAUUAUCUACUUUCCAGUGAAAAGUGCAACACCGGUCAAAAUAUAAGUUGUGCAGCUUUGGACCAGUCAAGUCUGAGAUUAAUGGAUAUCAUAAUACCUAGAAACCUCUAGCUUCAAAGCUUACGUACUACACAGCUAAUGGUAGUUGUAUGUUAUGGUGUAUUUGCACAGAUUUGGAUACUGGUAAAUAAAAUAGCUGAGAACACGACAAUGCACAUUGUGACUCAGAUACCAACACCCCACUUGUGUCAACAAACAGAUGCUAGUUCAUCAGCUAGCUGACUCGUUCUGGAAAUACUAGGAGGACAUGGAGGUCUCUCCAAACACCAUUUUCAUGUACAUUCCUAGCUUUUAAUAUUUUUUUAUGAGAAUAAAAGUGCAGAGAUGUCCUUAAGCCAUUUUAUGACUAACCAAACAGUUUAUUAAAUGACAUUAUUUUAAUGGUUAAAAUGAUAUAUUCAGAGGUAUUCUAUAAUGAGCCUGUGGAUUCUGUAGAAUUACUGCAGUCAGCAAACUGAGCAUCCGUGUGCUGGUAAAUUCAUUUCAAGCCUGCGCUCCUGAGGGAGAUCAGCUCUCUCUGCAAGCAGGAAAUCCCAAAUGAAGUUUCAGGCUUUGAACAAAGUGCCUUUAGGUUAGCCCCAGACCCACUGUACUCACUUACUGCUGCCUCCUCUAGUAUCAUAUUUUCCAAAAAACAAUACUUCUUUGCAGAAUUCAUUUCGGUUUUCACAGAAAUGCAGGCAGAAACUUGAAAAAUGAUGGAUCAGUUAGUGUGCGGGAUUUCCAGCUAACUCUUCAGACGGCAUAGUCAAUCAAAUGACAAUUAAAUUAUGUCUUAUUUUAAAGCACAGAAACAGAAAAAUUAAGCUCUUCUGUGGAAAGAAUGCUGAGUUCAACAUGAAGAUCAUAUAUAAAAAUAAGACUUUGAACAUAACCACCAGUCUCUGGGUGCAUUUUAACUCUGGGUUUUACAAGAUGGGUGUUCAAAUGAUAAUAGCCAUAAAAAAGGACACACUAAACCUAAGAGGUAUGUAAUUAUGUAAAAGUACAGUUAGCCUUGGGGCAACUAUUUUAGCACAGGGAUAUGAGUGAAAAACUGAAGUUUACACCAAAUUCCACAUGGGAAAUUAAAGGUAGAGACGCCCCUAUCUGAUCAUUCCACUAUUCCACAAGCUGGUGCUUAUCAGCUGCUUAAUGCAGGCCUUGUUUUUGUCCGGACGCUUGCUCGUUAAUUUGCUGAGCUCUUCACAUGCACUAAUUGUCCUGAGAGCCUCACCAGUGCUGACUCUAGCACUGAGCACAAGCUUGACCUCAUCACGGAAACUUCCAAACACAAUACACUGAUAUACAUUAAUGAAGGCGUUAUCUGGGAUAUGGCAUGGCUCAUUCCCAUUUCUUCUGCUCAUAAUCCUCUUUCUAGGUUUAGAGGCUACAUUUUUACAAUUCUUUUGACAUUCCAGCUGAAGGAUUUCUACAGCAUGUCAUUUUUGAGUGACUUCCAAUCAACCCCGUGGGUGACUAAGAAUUUGCUCACUGGUCAAAAAUGAACAAAACACAGCCAUUCUCCUACACUUUGAGGGCUAUACAGAUAAAAGUGAUCAUGCUGUGACUUCAUGUGGUAUUGCAUAAGAUGUCCAACAUUUAGCAAGAAUUAUGCAUGUAUAAGACAGUUAGAGUCCUGCUUCAUGAAGCAGCACGCUCCCUCCCUAUUAGUGCCCCGCAAAAACAUUUAGCCUUGGGGCAAACACACUACUCUGGUAUUUCCUGUCAAAGCUCUGUCUUACUUUUGACCUGUGACCUUUUAAAGCUGCAUAUGGAGGAAGUGUUGGGGUCAGCUUCUAUUCCUAUACUUCUCUGGAUGAUGACCUCAUCGUCUAAGCCAACAGAGGACGAGAUUAUGAACGAUGUCAUCAAGAAGGUGAAAACUAAAGGAGAAUGGAAGGUGCUGGUGGUAGAUAAACUGAGCAUGAGAAUGUUGUCAUCCUGCUGCAAAAUGACAGAUAUUAUGUCUGAAGGAAUCACAAUUGUUGAGGACAUCACUAAACGCCGUGAACCCCUUCCCACUAUGGAGUCCAUUUAUCUUUUAACCCCCUCGGAUGAGUCUGUGGAGGGACUCAUUAAUGAUUUCAGAGAUCCCCGUGCCCCAUCAUACAGAGGAGCUCAUGUCUUCUUCACAGAUGCGAUCCCAGACUCUUUGUUCAGCCUCCUCACCAAAUCCCGAGCAGCCAAAGUGAUAAAGACUCUGACUGAGAUUAACGUCGCCUUCCUGCCCUAUGAGUCACAGGUGUUCUCUGUGGACAGAGUCAAUGCCUUUCAGGACUUUUAUAGCCCAUUUAAAGCAGAUGUAAAAAACCAGAUGCUGGAGCGCUUGGCUGAGCAGAUCGCCACCCUGUGUGCCACCCUGAAAGAAUAUCCAGCUGUCAGAUACAGAGGAGAGUAUAAAGACAAUGCCAUUCUGGCUCAGAUGCUGCAGGACAAACUGGAUGGCUACAAAGCUGAUGAUCCCACUAUGGGUGAGGGACCAGAUAAGGCCCGCUCACAGCUGCUGAUUUUGGACAGAGGAUUUGAUCCUGUCUCUCCAGUGUUACAUGAGCUCACCUUCCAGGCCAUGGCCUAUGACCUGCUGCCCAUCGAGAAUGAUGUCUACAAAUAUGAGACGACUGGAAUAGGAGACACUCGUAUGAAGGAAGUGUUGCUGGACGAAGAUGAUGACCUCUGGGUCACGCUCAGGCACAAACACAUUGCUGAAGUCUCCACGGCUGUGACAAAAUCACUAAAGGAGUUCUCUUCUAGUAAAAAGAUGAACACAGGAGAGAAGACCACCCUAAAGGAGCUGAGCCAGAUGUUGAAGAAGAUGCCGCAGUAUCAGAAAGAACUGAGCAAGUACUCUACUCACCUGCACUUGGCAGAAGACUGUAUGAAGCAAUAUCAGGGCACAGUAGACAAACUCUGCCGUGUGGAGCAGGACUUGGCCAUGGGUGCAGAUGCAGAAGGAGAGAAGCUCAAAGAUCCCAUGAGAGCGAUUGUGCCCAUCCUCCUGGACUCCAAUGUCACCAUCUUCGACAAAAUCCGUAUCAUUCUCCUCUACAUCUUCCUCAAAAAUGGUGUAACUGAGGAGAACCUUUGUAAACUUCUGCAGCAUGCGCAGAUCCCUCCAGAGGACAGUGACAUCAUCUCAAACAUGGCUCAUAUGGGAGUGCCCAUCAUCUCAGAACAAUCCACCACACGAAAGAAGAAAGCUGAUCGUAAGGAAAGAAUCAGUGAGCAGACCUACCAGCUCUCCAGAUGGACUCCUAUGGUGAAAGACAUCAUGGAGGAUGCUAUUGAAGAUAAACUGGAUCCGAAGCAAUAUCCAUACAUCUCUACACGUACAGCCUUGUGCAAAACCACAACAGCUACCAGUGCACGGUAUGGAAACUGGCACAAGAAUAAAAGCCCAGGAGAAAUGCGAACAGGUCCUCGGGUCAUUGUCUUCAUCAUUGGGGGCGUGACCUACAGCGAAAUGCGCUGUGCCUACGAGGUCACGCAGGCCAACGGCAAAUGGGAGGCUCUUAUUGGUUCUACACACACUAUCACCCCCAAUAAGUACUUAAAGGACCUGCAGCACCCGGACUUCCUGGACCCUAAUGCAGCUCCGGAGGACCAGGUCACUGCUGAAGACUGAGACACUUUGUGAGUGUCCAUCCCUCAGAAGCAGUGCAGUCUGUGAGUCCCCUGAUCCUUUAUUAGCCCUUAUUCACUGACAUGGUGCUGGCACGUAAUUUUGUCCAAAAAAAAAAGUGCAACAGGUUUUUUUUUUCUCACUCACCAUUUUCCAGUCACGUUCAAGGUCAUAUUAAUGAGAAAUCCAAUGUAGUGCCAGAGCGCAAUGCAGAUAUUUGACAGAUUUGCCCUGAGUUGUGCCUGAAACUCAGCUCAGCUAGUUAGAGUCCUACAAGAUGAUGAGCGUGAUGGCAUUGAUGAUGGUAUUAGCAUGAAAUUUGAAGCUUUGGAAGCUGAGCAGAGCAUACAGAUAAGAAAGUGAGAGAGCUGGACAGACUAAAGGAACAAAGCAUCGCUGCAUCACCCUCUUAAGGUAGAGAUCCAGCAAGGGAGAAUCCAGAACUGCAUAAUUCUGUGAAUUCAAGCUACAAAAUGGGAAAGAAUCAUAGACGCCUCCAUUAUUUGUCUUUUGUUAGCAACAAUGUAGUAAGUUAAGUGUGACGAGGGAUGUAUUUACCUCCUCGAAACAGCAAACUCUAUAGUCAGCGUUAUAGAUUUAACCAGUGAAUAUGUCUGUAUAUUGAUUGAUCUAAGGCAAAUACUUGGAUAUACAAUAUAAUUCAUUGAAAAUUUAAAAAAGUGCUAUUUUGUUUACUGUUGAUGCUGUGAGCAGACAUGGUGAUACGAUGUCAUGGCCUGAACUUGGGGCUGAGGAGACCAUCCUGGGUUUCGGUUUGGUUGGUUUAGUUGAAUGCAGCAUUCAUCCCACUGCACCACUGCACCACAUGUAGUCAAACGGCAUUGUGGGUAAUGUAAGAAACAAUUAACCAACAUGAAAGUAAAUUAAAAAAAAUUCAGAAUUUCAUUAAAUACAUCAUGGAUGAACGUCAUUCAGGGUGGAUUGUCUUUUAAAAAGCAAACAAACUCCAGCACUACGUCAGUGGAAAAGAGGUAUAAAUUUCCAUCCCUCUCCCUCACUCCCACAAGACUCACUCCCUGCUGGGGACAUAAAUAAUAAUUACAAUUCAGUUAUGUUCAUCAAAAUAUUCCACAGACAUUCCAGUUUAGAAUACAAUACAAAGUUCAAAAUGGUGUUUUUUUACAGCUUCUGUAGAUUUUCUUUAAGAACAUCAGAGAGAUAUAUUCCUGCUGGUUCUGAUGAUCAGGUCUGCAGUAGACUUUAAUUAAAACUCCUGUGUUUAUAGGUACAGAGGUGCAGAAACUCAUACACUCAUGCUUGAUAUCUGACAUUUCUUUUUUUUUUCUUCCUGAAGUUUAAAUCUGAUCAUUUAUUAAAUAUAUCUGUAAUAUGGCUGUGUAUAAAAAAAUCUCUCAAAGGCAAAUUGGACAGUUUAGAUCUGCCUCUCGAUGUGUUUCAUACAGUUACAUAACUCAUCAUGUAGGGUGAAUCAAUACUACCUCCACUUUUAUCUCAAUAUAACAAUUCAGCUAAAUAUAACAGUGUGAUGAAGUGAGCAAUCGUGCAUCAGUUGAGUUACUGAGUAGAUGAGUAACAUGAGUAGAUGUCUAGUAUUGUCAAAUUAUAUAAUUUAUAGAAUAGUUUUGAAUUAAAUUGGUGAAUUUUGGGCCCCUACAUGAUUCAGUAUAUGAAGAAAAACACGUGAAAUAUGAUUUAAUUAACUAAAAACAAUUUGGAAUUCUUAGAACAUAUUAGAUUUUUAACUAUCUGAGAAAAAAUUCAGAUUUUUAGUCAGUAUAAACAGAAUUGUUUCAUAAUUAGUUAUUUAUUAUGGUGAAUUUCUUAGGAUACACCUUUAGUUCAUUUCUUUCGAUUUCUUCUUAAAGCUUCAGGUUCAGGAUUGUGAGUUAUAUUAUCAUUUUUGCGGUCUCCACUACCUGUCUUGUAUAUUGUGUGACAAUGUUAAAUGAUGUGCUGCAUUGUGUUUCUAUUCUAUUGUCCGUUUCAAUUCUUACAUUUAACACAUUAUUAAUCUUCUGUGAUCGUGUUUGUUGAAAGUUUGUUUCUUAUUUGCUCUAGUUUAGUUCUCUUCCUCAAAUGUCUGUCACAUGAUCUGCUUUCUCUUUUGUUGAUACUGUCAUUAUUUAUUUAACCCAAAAAUGGGACUGUAAAUUACGACUUAAUCGUGAAUUCAAUUAUGAAUAAUUAUCUGUACACAAAGGCUGUAAGGAAAUAUAUCUUAUUCAUGUAUAUUGAGUAUAUCUUCUCAAAGCAAAUGUGGUACUGAUGUCUAAUAAAAAGGUGUGUGUCUGUGUGUGGAUAUGUUUUUCAUUGU